Molecule: messenger RNA, 682 nt
Organism: Lingula anatina
Lineage: Eukaryota; Metazoa; Brachiopoda; Lingulata; Lingulida; Lingulidae
Source: RefSeq, a predicted model, not a curated record
AUGCCACUAAGCGCAUAUAUGCUCGCCAGCGUUAUCUUGGUUUUACGAGAAAAUGGAGUCAGCAUACAGGAUAUCCAACGUCAGUUGGCUGACGAAAAUGUGUCUUGCCACCGAAGCACAAUAUACAGAUUCCUGGAAAGAUUCGAAGAGGGACACGUUCUUGCUGACCACCCGAGUUCAGGAAGAAGAGUUCAGUUCAGAGAUGAACAUAGGGACAUAGUUAAUCAUGAGAUGAGCAAUAACCAUGAAAUGAACUCGAUGCAAUUAAGGGAUGUAUUGCAAGAGCGAACAGACGAGUGCACUGUUCAGAUGGACUCUAAUGGAAGGUACCGUAUAUCCAAGAGGGGAGCCACUGAAAUUGCCCUAUUCACUGGAACGAUGGACAGCGUAAGGUAUCAGGACAUUUUAGAAGCUGCCCUUUUGCCAUUCAUCAGAGAGAGGUUCCCACAAGGACAUCGAUUCAUGCAGGACAACGCACCAAUGCAUACCAGUCGAGCUACUAUGCAAUUUCUGAGGGAAAACGGCAUCAACUGGUUCUGGACUCCACCGGAGAGUCUGUACCUCAACCCGAUUGAACUCAUGUGGGCAGAAAUGAAAUACUACAUUCGGCACCGAGCGAAGCCCAAGACAAAAGAUCAGCUGGCGGACGGAAUUCAGGAAUUUUGGUGCACUGUAGACCAAG